Molecule: messenger RNA, 1419 nt
Organism: Miscanthus lutarioriparius
Lineage: Eukaryota; Viridiplantae; Streptophyta; Magnoliopsida; Poales; Poaceae
Source: the annotation of a GenBank genome assembly
AUGGGGCUCCUCAGCUCCCUGCCGCCCCACCGCCGGGGCGCCUUAUCGGGCGGCGGAUGGCAGUGGUCGUUCCUCGACGUCGUCUGGGGGGUCUUCCUCAUCGCCGUGGUCGUCUUCCUCGCGCUCGUCUUCACGCUGCGCCGCGGGGACCCCGUCCUAACCGCCGCCUCCGUCGCCCGCGCCGGCGGCAGCGGCGGCACGGUGCCGCCGUGCGCCGCCUCGGAGGUGGACCUCCUCCCCUGCGAGGACCCGCGACGCAGCUCCCGCCUCAGCCGCGAGAUGAACUACUACCGCGAGCGCCACUGCCCGACUCGUGGCGAGGCGCUCGCGUGCCUUGUGCCGCCGCCCCGAGGCUACCGCGUUCCCGUGCCCUGGCCCGAGAGCCUCCACAAGAUCUGGCAUGAUAACAUGCCUUAUGGUAAGAUUGCUGAAAGAAAAGGUCAUCAAGGGUGGAUGAAGCAUGAAGAUGGAUCUUACUUGAUUGAAGCUGACCGUCUACUUAGGCCUGGGGGCAAUCUAAUCAUAUCGGGGCCCCCUGUGAGAUGGAAGAAUCAAGAGAAGGAAUGGGAUGAACUUCAAGCAAUGGCAGGAGCUUUGUGUUACAAAUUGAUCACUGUAGAUGGUAAUACUGCCAUUUGGAAGAAACCUGCUGAGGCUUCAUGUCUUCCUAACCAAAAUGGAUUUGGCCUUGAUCUCUGUAGCACCAAUGAUGAUCCAGAUGAAGCAUGGUACUUCAAGUUGAAUAAAUGUGUCAGUAAAGUUUCCGUGUCGGAAGAGAUAAAUAUAGGUUCCGUUCCCAGGUGGCCAGAUAGGCUGUCUAAACCUUCUGCUAGGGCAUCAGUUAUCAACAAUGGAGCAAGCUUGUUUCAAGCAGAUAGUCAGAAGUGGGUUAGGAGAGUGUCAUAUUAUAAAAAAUCACUUGGCAUGAAGCUUGGGAGCACACACAUACGCAAUGUCAUGGACAUGAAUGCAUUCUUUGGAGGAUUCGCAGCCGCUAUAGUGUCUGAUCCUGUAUGGGUUAUGAAUGUUGUUCCUGCUCAGAAGCCAUUGACACUUGGAGUUAUUUAUGAUAGGGGCCUUAUUGGGGUUUAUCAUGACUGGUGUGAACCAUUCUCAACAUAUCCUCGUACUUACGAUCUCAUUCAUGCUGCUGCAAUUGACUCCUUGAUAAGUGACCCGAUUUCAGGCACCAGCAGGUGUGACCUGUUUGAUGUAAUGUUGGAGAUGGACCGCAUACUGCGCCCAGAAGGAACUGCUGUUAUACGGGCCUCCCCAGAUGUCGUAGACAAGGCAGCACAGAUUGCUCGGUCGAUUCGGUGGAAGGCUCAGGUGCAUGACAGUGAGCCAGAAUCAGGUAGUACCGAGAAAAUACUUGUGGCUACGAAAACAUUUUGGAAGCUGCCACUAACAUCACAAUAG